Molecule: messenger RNA, 1344 nt
Organism: Seriola aureovittata
Lineage: Eukaryota; Metazoa; Chordata; Actinopteri; Carangiformes; Carangidae
Exons: 3
Coding region: 552-950 (132 amino acids)
Source: RefSeq, a predicted model, not a curated record
GGAAUUAAUCCUGAUUGAUGUGGUUGCCCAAACUGGAAAAGGACCACACUCACAGCUACACUGUUUGUUUUCAUCUCUGUAAUGAGAGAAGGUGGUUCUUUCCUCUUUUUUUUUUUCCUUCAGGAAGUGACAUGAGAGAUCCUUUUUUUUCUUUUCUGUGAUCAAACCCUUAGUUCUCCCAGCUUCUCCUUCUCAGGACGUGAGGAGACCGCUGAGGAAGACAUUCAUUCAUUCAUUUAUUUAGUUCCUUCGCUGGUUUAUCUUCCUCCCCCUCGCCUCUUUGCCUGACUGGCUGCUGAGCUGACUGACUGUCUGGAUGGUUGGCUCCCUCUCUCACUGGACUCUCACUGGCAGUUCACUCACACACUGCGUGAGCUUCGCUGAGGCUGUGGUGGAGAGAGACAGUCGGGUUGCUCAGGCUUUGGAAAGUGGGAUCUCUGCUAGAUUUCUCCCUCUGUCUGUUUUGGUGGACUAUUAGAUGAGAGUAGAGGAACUCUUUGGAUCUCUCUCCUCCAGCACUGACCACUGACCAUCACUACUGUGCUGCAUCCAUGACUUUACAUACCUGGCUGGUGUAUGGGCUUGGAUUUAUCUUGGUUUGGGCACUCUUCUUGACACAAGUCCAGGGGCUGCAGUGCUAUGGCUGCAACAUCAUCCAGGGCCAGAGGUACGUGGACGUGGGCUGCUCCAACCCAGAGGUCAUCACCUGCACCCACUCACACAAGGGCUUCAAACACCGUUUCUGCAUUAAGACAGAGAGCACGGCCCUGGGUAUUGUCCUGACCAGUGGUUGUGCCACAUCCAGACACUGCCAGCAACAAGAGCUGCCAGGGGUGCGCAUCCACUGCUGUGACUCAGACCUAUGUAACAGCGCCCCCUCCUGGCACCUAAGCACACUCCACUAUAUCUGUGCACUGUUCAGCCUCUUGCUGCUGAGGAUGUGGUUGUGAUACGGAGUCAUUCUGGAAGAGAACCUAACACGAGUGGACUAUGGGAGAAACAUUUUGUAUGAGAAACUCUCAUCUGUUCUCUUUGCUGCUGAUGUUUAGGGCUGAAUGGGAGUUUGACUCAGUGUGGUGUUACAGGUGAGCACCUUGAAAUAGUAGCUUUUGUCACAUUGUUAGCUUGGACUUACAGUCAGAGAAAUGGCAAAAAUCAUCCUGUGAAUAUGUUUGGUCAAAAUAAUGAUGAAGCAGCUUGCAGUCAUCAGUGAAUUCAUUGUGCACAUCCACUUUCUCAAAUGUAGCUUGAAGUAUAUGGGAUAUUAUGGGACAUUUUUGUUGCCAAGAAAGGAAUAUGUUCUUUAGAGUCACAUGUCAGUUCAUUAAAAAAAAAAAAAAACAA